CUCUCUUUCUCUCUCCCUCCCCGGUCGCUCAAGGAAAGGUCCUCCCCACCCCUCCCUCCCUCCCUCCCAAGGCCCGGCUCCGCGCAUGCGCGCCUCUCGACCCUCACCGUUCGCUCGACGUCUCCGCGACCAGGUGAACGUCGCUCACCAAGGACCUGGGUCAAUCCAGCCCCUUAGUUGGCCCUCAAGCGAGAGAUGAUGGAAGGAACCUCUCUGCCUCAGCUCUUCCUUUCUGGCAAGGCAGUUGUGUAAAAGAAACCACAGUUGUGUUAUGGGACAGUGAGAACGGUGAACACAAUUUGGAGAUUUUUUUGUCGGCCGUCAAUUAUUUCAGACGUUUCUUGACCUCCCACUAGGAAACAUCAGUGCUAGGGCUGUUGGAGAGGAGGAGGGUGGAGAGGACUACAAGAAUUCGCGGAUUGGAAGAUGGAGUCCCGCCAGCCGUCCCUCUUCUUCCCGAGCAGACUUUUGACCGGGAGGUCAAGCAAAACAUGGCCGAGCUUUCUCUCUGGACCGUCGUGGCCGCCAUCCAAGCGGUAGAGAGGAAGGUUGAUGCCCACGCCAGUCUGCUCAACCUGGAGCGCCGCGUGAUGACCAAUGAGAAAAAAUACGUGGAUUGCGAGAAUGCCGUGGUGGACUUCGGCAACCAGAUGGAAUGCAAGUUGACCGCUCUGGGCACCUUGAUCCAGGAAUACGGGCUGCUCCAGAGGAGGCUGGAGAACAUGGAGAACCUCUUGAAGAACCAGAACUUCUGGAUCCUCCGACUUCCCCCGGGAUCCAGGGGGGAAACGCCCAAGGUGCCCAUGACUUUUGAGGACAACGGUGUCUACUUCUCGGAGCAGGAGUGGGGCAACCUGGAGGAAUGGCAGAAGGAACUCUACAAGAAUGUGAUGAAGAGUAACUACGAGUCGCUGGUCUCCUUGGAUUAUGCCAUCGCUAAACCGGAUCUUCUGUCCCGGAUCGAACAAGGGGAACGUCCCUGUGCUGAGGAAGAGGAGGCAGCCACGACGGACAGGGUGAUAUCUUCGGAACCCAGCCCAGAAAUCCUGGUUUUUAGACCCUGCCUCUCCUCCCCACCGGAAGAAGGGGCUCGUGUGCAAGGAGGUCUAGAAGGGGAACAUGGGGAAGGACGGAGGGUCCCACAGGCAUCUGGCAUCGAUGAUGAAGUCGCUCAGACAUCCUUCAGAUCCCAAGGGAAGCGAGAUCUGGAACGGAACCUGGAGGGCCCGGACCUCUUGGACAAAGGCGAGAUGCAUGUUCGGCCGAGCAUGGAUGACGGGCUGGCCUUCAAAGCCGAGGUGCUCCAAGCUCAGCGAGCGCUGUGCGAAAGCUUGGGGCUCAAGUGCACAGAUGAGACGCUCCUCCAUGCUCAUCCCCAAGCAGCCUCCGUCGGCAGCCGUUACUUUGUACAACAGCGAAGGCAUGCUGAAAAUCCCGGACAGGAAGAAGAGGCCUUGGCCGGAGAAGGUGGCUUCAGCAGUCUUGAUGCUCCAACAGACUUGCGUGAUUGCCCAGAGGACAAAAUGUUUGCCUGCCCAGACUGCGGGAAACGUUUCCGCCUUUACAAGAGCCUUGUAUGCCACCAAAAAAGCCAUGCCGGUGCUCCGGCGGCUUGUGAAAAGAGCUUCACCUACAAGCAGCAGUUCACCCUCCACCAGCACAUCCACACUGGGGGUGGCGGAUACACCUCAGUGGCCUGUGAGGAGACCUUCAAGCAAAGCCAUAAUUUGAAGCCCCUUCCUCGGGGGCCGGGAGCAGAAAAGUCAUACGGCGGUGCCAAGUGUGUGAAGACCUUCAAUGUCAAGUCGUCCUAUCGGCAGCAUCCAAAAAGCCACGGGCGCGAAAGGCCGUACCGCUGCAGCCGGUGCCCGGAGAGUUUCUCUCAAAAGAAGAGCCUUGUCACGCAUCAGCGGCUGCACUCUGGGCGCGGCGGCGGCUCCCUGGCCUGCCUCUACUGCGGCAAGAACUUUAGCCACCCUUCGGACCUGGUCCGGCACCAGCGCAUCCACACCGGAGAGAGGCCCUACCGCUGCGACGAGUGCGAUAAAAGCUUCACUCAGAAGCAACAUCUUCUCCAGCACCAGAAAAUCCACCUGCGUGAGCAGAACAGGCUGAUGGGUACGGCUGUCCGGGAAGCCCUGCUGGACGCCAUCUUCAUUUAGUCUGAUCUUGCGAGGACGCCACGCUACCUCAAAAAGACGUGUCCUGAGUGGACUCCCCCUCUCUAGCCCGGAGUUCAGAUUCCUGGAGACAUUGGUGCUCCGUUGUAGCAAGGGCAUUUUUGUACGGGGUCUCUAACUAUACUUCUGA
Messenger RNA from Thamnophis elegans (Western terrestrial garter snake), 2310 nucleotides. RefSeq names its product zinc finger protein 777-like. Gene Ontology annotation, biological process: regulation of DNA-templated transcription. The record is from RefSeq and is a predicted model, not a curated record. Lineage: Eukaryota; Metazoa; Chordata; Lepidosauria; Squamata; Natricidae.